UGUUCUCCUCAUUAUAUUUGGUACUAUAUUCAUUAUAUAAAGUCUUUUUUACAUUAUAUCGUGUGCAUUUUACAUUAUAUACAGUACCUCUUUCAUUAUAUCAUGUACUUAUAUCACUAUAUUAUGUACAUUUCUCAUUUUAUGAGGUGCUUCCAACAUUAUAUGAGGUGCUUGCAACAUUAUAUGAGGUGCUUCCAACAUUAUAUGAGGUGCUUCUCACAUUAUAUGAGGUGCUUCUAACAUUACAUGCGGUGAACUUAACAUUAUAUUAUGUACUUCUCCCAUUACAUACAGUAUAUUCAUUAUUAUAUGUGGUAUUUCUGUUAUUAUGAUGAUGAUGAGCGUUAAAUAUUAUGUCCGGUCCUGUAAGCCUUACGUGCGGUAGAUUUUGCAUUUCGUUGUGAUGUAGACACAGUAUUAUAUGCUGUGCUUUCGUCUUUAUGAUGAUGAUCUUUCGGAAGUUUAUUUUCGGAAUCUCUCUGGAAUAUGACGAUCUUUCAGCUCAUUUGGGAACGAUAUGGAAAAUAAAAUGGAUGAUAUUUUACGGGAGCUUAAAAUGGCUCAAUUUACAGAUGCUUUCAAGAAAGAAAAGAUCACACCGGAUAUUGUGUGUUUCUUAAACCGCAAUGAAAUGUUGCAGCUUGGAUUACAUCCUCAGGAAAUGACGAAACUUAGAAAUUUCUGCAUAAAUUACGGAACAAAGCAACCGACUCGUCAGAUAUCUGGUUGUGGUGCAUCAAAGUUUUCCAUUCCAAAAGAUAUUUUGCGAAAUUUCAUAGAAGAUGGCUUUUCUAUUUCAAAUAUUGCCAGCCUUCUUUCGGUGUCGGAGAAAACAAUAUAUAGACGAAUGCAGGAAUACAAUCUAAAAAAGCAGGUGUAUACAGAUAUUGACGAUAGAGAAAUAACAAAAAUAGUGAAAGAUUUAAUAGAAGAGUUUCCCUCAUGUGGUGAAAUAAUGCUUGGACACAUUCUGCAACAAAAGAAUAUAAAGAUAGAAAGAGCAAAGUUGAGAUUAAUUUUGCAUGAACAUGAUAAAGAUGGAAUAAUGGCUCGGAGAUCCGGACGGUUGCAGAGGAGGACAUACCAGUCACAAGGGCCAAAUCAUAUCUGGCAUAUUGAUUCUAAUCACAAACUUGUUAGAUGGAAUUUUAUAGUAUCAGGUGGUAUAGAUGGAUUUAGCAGAAUGAUAGUCUUUUUGAAAUGUGAGGACAAUAACAAAGCGGACACUGUGUUUAAAUGUUUUAUGGAAGGAGUAAAAGAUUUCGGGGUUCCAUUGCGUGUACGUACAGACAAAGGAAUGGAAAAUAGUAAAAUAGCAGAUUUUAUGAUUGAAAAGAGAGGAUCUUCUAGUAUGUUACUGGGGAAAAGUGUGCAUAACCAGCGCAUAGAAAGAUUGUGGAGAGAUGUUUUUAAUGGUGUUCUUGGCUAUUAUUACAGAUUGUUUUAUUUCAUGGAGGAGGAGGAAAUUCUAGAUCCCUUGAAUGAAAUUCAUCUACUCGCUCUUCAUUACAUAUAUUUACCAAAAAUAAACGAAAAAUUAAAGCUGUGGUCAAACGCAUGGGCCACUCACAAAUUACGUACUGUGAAAGCUAGUCCCGUGUGUCUUUGGACUGCUGGAAACUUUAAUAACCCUGUUGGGGAUGAUGUUUCUGAUAGUGUUGACAAUUUAUUAGAGCAUGGAUUAAAUGAGUUGGAGGAAAACCCUCGGCCUAUUUUUGAAGGACUAUCUUUGUUGAACCCACUUUGCUUGGAAGAAUUAGAAAGGAGAUGUCCAGCAACAUGGACAUCUAUAAAUCAUGGGAUAGACAAAUAUCAAAUUUGUGUAGAAGUUUUGAAGAGUUUCAAUUUUUGACUUGUUUUAUUCAAUUUCCAUGAAUUGUGUAAUUUUUGUUGUAAAAAAACGAGGUCAAAAUAUUUUCAACAUUUAUGUCAUAUGCUCCUGGACUUUUCAAUAUUCAUCAUAGUUACAUACAAGUCCAUGUACAUACACAUAAUAUUCUGACUCCAUCUUCCUCCUUUGUAUACAUGUAUUUAAAACAUAAAUGUUGCUAACAAUAAAGCAAUUAAAUCAAAAUCAAUUAUUUGUUUUAUUUCAAAGGAAUUAUACAAAAUAAUUGUGAACUUGUAAACAAAUUAACAAAGUUGCAAUAGUUGGUUGUAACUUAAGAAAUGCAGAUUACAAUAACUCAGUAACAAUUUUAAAAAAUUACAAUGCAAUUCCUUUGGUCCUCAUCACAAUUAUAUGCAACUUAAUUAUGACCAUGACACCCCCUCUAGUCAUAAGAAACCUUCGUGUAAAGUAAGAAACCUUGGAUUUUUACUUUGUCUAAAUGACCCUGCAACUAAUACAAGACACAUAAUAUGAUAAUGAACUUCUUUUGUCAUGAAGUUUUGAGAAUUUCUAUAUGCUACAAAUAAGAUGGGUGAACAAGACAGGCCAAAUGCCUAUAAUUUACAA
This is a messenger RNA of Magallana angulata, 2458 nucleotides long. RefSeq lists its product as uncharacterized. Gene Ontology annotation, molecular function: nucleic acid binding. The coding region runs from base 518 to 1852 and encodes 444 amino acids. Lineage: Eukaryota; Metazoa; Mollusca; Bivalvia; Ostreida; Ostreidae. The record is from RefSeq and is a predicted model, not a curated record. The transcript has 3 exons. Gene Ontology annotation, biological process: DNA integration.